UGAGAGGAAAUGCAAUAUUUUAAUGAUUUUUCGUCGAAUGACUAUUCAUCUAUUUAUUUAAAUGUAAAUAGCAGCAAGAAAGUUCUAUGGAAACCCGGCGGUUCAAUUUGAUCUUAUCCAAUGUGGAAUUAGGAUACAUGUGUAGGCUAAGUAAAUCAAUAGAUAGUUUGAGUCCUCUUGAAAAUACCAGUGUAAGUGAAGACCCGAUUCUAAAUGAUACAGAUAAAACCACCCGUAGUUGGAGUAAUAGUAACAGCUCUUGUUACAGCAAUGUUGAUCAUUUAGUCGGCGUCAGGGACAUCCGGAAUUUCAACGCGGAUGAAAUUUUUUUAGUUACGGAUAUUAAUGGGAACAGUUAUUCCAUAUAUUUGGAUAUUGAAAAUAAAGUUUUUGAGAUUGACAACGAUGAUUCUUUUGUGAGUGAAUUAGAAAGUUCUUUUUAUAGUUAUUGGAAUUCGAAUUCUCUGAAUAAUGGGUAUAGGAGUGGCCAUUCCCACUACGAUCAUUAUAUAUAUAAUACUAAAGAUAGUUGGAAAAAUUACAUCAAUAGUUGCAUUGACAGUUAUCUUCGUUCUCAAGUCUGUAUUGAUAGUUAUAUUUUAAGUGGUAAUAACAAUUACAGCGAAAGUUACAUUUCUAGUUACAUUUGGGGGGAAAGUGGAAAUAGUAGUGAAAGUGAGAGUUCCAGUCUAAGAACUAGUACGAAUAGUAGCGAUUUAACUAUAAGAGAAAGUUCUAAUGAUCUCGAUAUAACUCAAAAAUACAAGCAUUUGUGGGUUCAAUGCGAAAAUUGUUAUGGAUUAAAUUAUAAGAAAUUUUUGAAGUCCAGAAUUAAUGUUUGUGAACAAUGCGGAUAUCAUUUGAAAAUGAGUAGUUCAGAUAGAAUUGAGCUUUCGAUUGACUUAGGCACUUGGGAUCCUCUGGAUGAAGAUAUGGUAUCUUUGGAUCCUAUUGAAUUUCAUUCAGAAGAGGAACCUUAUAAGGAUCGUAUUGAUUCUUAUCAAAGAAAGACAGGAUUAACCGAGGCCGUUCAAACAGGUACAGGUCAACUAAACGGCAUUCCUGUAGCAAUUGGAGUUAUGGAUUUUCAGUAUGGGGGUAGUAUGGGAUCCGUAGUAGGUGAGAAAAUUACUCAUUUGAUCGAGUAUGCUACCAAUAAAUUUUUACCUAUUAUUUUAGUGUGUGCUUCCGGAGGAGCGCGCAUGCAAGAAGGAAGUUUGAGCUUGAUGCAAAUGGCUAAAAUAUCUUCUGCUUUAUAUGAUUAUCAAUCGAAUAAAAAGUUAUUUUAUGUAUCAAUCCUUACAUCUCCUACAACGGGCGGGGUGACAGCUAGUUUUGGUAUGUUGGGGGAUAUCAUUAUUGCUGAACCUAACGCCUAUAUUGCAUUUGCAGGUAAAAGAGUAAUCGAACAAACAUUGAAUAAGACAGUACCUGAAGGUUCACAAUCAGCCGAAUUUUUAUUCCAUAAGGGCUUAUUCGAUUCAAUCGUACCACGUAAUCUUUUAAAAGGCGUUCUGAAUGAGUUACUUCAGCUUCAUGAUUUUUUUCCUUUGACUCAUAAAUCAAGUAGAGUCUGAAGUUAAAUAGUUAAAUUAAUGAAAUUGCAAUUCGUUAAUUUCUUUUUUUUUUCUGGCGAGCCGAUAUUUUUUUUAGCAGAAUCAAAGGAAAAAUAUGAAGAAUGGAUUUUUGUGACAUAACAUAAGAGAAAAUUGUAGAAAGAAUCAUGCAGAUAAAUUUUUUUUUAUCGGUAUUCCAGAUUACUAAUUAAGAUACCCCUAUCAACAAGAAAAAAGAGUGAAUCCUUUUUUUCGUAAAAAAAUGGGCAAGGUAUAAUAAAUAAAAAGAAAACGAACUUAACUUUAUGCUCUUUCUUUUCUUACCUAUGCAUAGAAAAUAGAGAGUCUUGCAUAUUUCUAUAUCUCCUGGGACUCCCUUUUUUACUAAAAAAAAAUAGACGGAUCAGAUUAUAAAUUAUAACGGAUUUUUGGGGAAUUUAUAACGGUAAAAACUCUUUCUUUUUAUUAAAUUAUUAAAGUAAAAUUCAAAAAAAUUCAAAAAUGAAAGUUAGAAAAAAAAGAUAAUACAAAGAAGAAUAAUAAAUAAAUGGAUUAUCCUAUUUCAUGUAGAAAUAUGAAUAAGUCAUUUAGUUAGUUAUGCACUCUUCGCACUUUAGUCUAUAUCCUCACUUAGAUAUACUUAGUAUAAUUAAAUUAUAUACAAAUUUUAAUGAUUAUAAGAAAUCUUUCUAAUAACUUCUAAUAACGAAUAAUAGAAUAAUUAAUACUAAUUAUUAUUAAUAUUAUAUUAAUAUUUAAUAUUCCAUCGAUUAAAUCGAAAGAAUAAAAUUCAAUAUAAUAUAAAAAAAUAUUCAAAUAUAUUCAAUUUAUAGAAAUCAAAUUUAUAUAAAAAUAUUAAAUUCAAAUAAAUAAAAUAGAUAAAAUAGAAUAAAGAAAAUAGAAUAAUAAAAGAAAACUUAUUUAAAAAUUCUAAUAAAAAAGAAAACAAAUAAUAAGAAAAUGAAAUAAAAAAUAAUAGGUACAAAUAUUAAAUCGAGGUGCCCAUUCUAUGACAAU
This is a messenger RNA of Mercurialis annua (annual mercury), 2573 nucleotides long. Its product is annotated as acetyl-coenzyme A carboxylase carboxyl transferase subunit beta, chloroplastic-like. Gene Ontology annotation, biological process: fatty acid biosynthetic process. Gene Ontology annotation, molecular function: acetyl-CoA carboxylase activity. Lineage: Eukaryota; Viridiplantae; Streptophyta; Magnoliopsida; Malpighiales; Euphorbiaceae. Gene Ontology annotation, cellular component: acetyl-CoA carboxylase complex. The record is from RefSeq and is a predicted model, not a curated record.